Molecule: messenger RNA, 5739 nt
Organism: Cuculus canorus (common cuckoo)
Lineage: Eukaryota; Metazoa; Chordata; Aves; Cuculiformes; Cuculidae
Gene: ARL8B
Product: ADP ribosylation factor like GTPase 8B
Exons: 7
Coding region: 7-675 (222 amino acids)
Biological process (GO): protein transport; anterograde axonal transport
Cellular component (GO): lysosomal membrane
Molecular function (GO): GTPase activity; GTP binding
Source: RefSeq, a predicted model, not a curated record
CGUCACAUGACCGCGGGGCGGGGGCGAGCCGGGCCGUGUGGGAGCGCGCGGGUGUCCGAGAGCUGCCGCCGCCGCCACCAGAGCCGGGCCGAGCCCGCCGCGCCGCCCGCCACCAUGCUGGCGCUGCUCUCCCGGCUGCUGGACUGGUUCCGCUCGCUCUUCUGGAAGGAGGAGAUGGAGCUCACCCUGGUGGGGCUGCAGUACUCGGGCAAGACCACCUUCGUCAACGUCAUCGCGUCGGGUCAAUUCAGUGAAGAUAUGAUUCCUACUGUGGGCUUCAACAUGAGAAAAGUUACGAAGGGUAAUGUUACAAUAAAGAUUUGGGAUAUAGGAGGGCAACCACGAUUCCGAAGCAUGUGGGAGCGAUAUUGCAGAGGAGUUAAUGCUAUUGUCUACAUGGUAGAUGCUGCAGAUCGUGAAAAAAUAGAAGCCUCUCGAAAUGAGCUGCACAAUCUUCUAGAUAAGCCACAGUUACAAGGAAUCCCUGUUCUAGUACUUGGAAAUAAGAGAGACCUUCCUAAUGCUUUGGAUGAGAAACAGCUAAUUGAAAAGAUGAACCUUGCUGCUAUUCAGGACAGAGAAAUCUGCUGCUACUCAAUUUCUUGCAAAGAGAAAGAUAAUAUAGAUAUCACUCUUCAGUGGCUUAUUCAGCAUUCAAAAUCUAGAAGAAGCUGAAGUCUUCCUGGAAUCUCCAGUACCAGUUGGCCAUAAUCUUGAUUGUCCACUUCCCUCCAUAAUGAGAUAUUAUCCAAGAACCCUGUAUCAAGAAUCUGCCUUUUCACGGUUCAUUUCUCAUGUGCACUGCUGAAGACUUGUAUUCCUAUUCUGUCACAAAACAACUAGAGUUGUCAUGAUAAAGUCAGCACAAAUAUUUAUUUUACAACCAUCUGUGGUGGGAGGGCUGGGGAGGGGCUUUUUAAAAAAAGAAAAAUAUCUCUCUGUCAUGUUAACUAUGAUGGUACACUCUGUUCUGGUUUUUCAGGGCCAGAUUUUUAUAUGAUUUUCAGCAAGUGUUUUAUUUCUAGUAUUCAGUGGCUUGGAGAUGCUGAUGCUUGACAGCAUUGAGGUUCUGUAAGAUGCCACAUAAAGUAGUUAGAAAACAUUUAAGCGUGAGUUGUGGGAUACUGAUUUAUCUCACAAAUGCAUGUGAUGUGUGUAUGUAAGGAGAGAAAUGGAAACUGUUUGCAGAGGGGAGCACAAGGCAUAGAUCAGCAUCACUUAUCUACAGCUGAGAUCUUAUCCUGUCACUUCAAAAAGAAAAAUUUCAUGAUGAAUUGGCAAAGAGUCAACUGUUUAAAUUCAUUUUGUUGCUUGUUUAACAUUUGUGUGGGGGAUGGGAAUGGACUGUUCUGUCGUCAAGCUUUCAAAAAUGGAGUAUUCCAGCAUGAAAACUAAUUGCUAGGAACAUCAGACUUUGUUCAAAUACAUUUUUCUAUCUACAGAUAUUAAUGGUCUCUAUCUGAAACCAGAACACAUGUUCUGAGCAGCUGCAUGACACUUAAAUUACUGAUGUUUUUAUAUAGAGUCAGUUGUUGACCUUUAGCACAAUAUCUGCGUAAUUGUCUAGUGUCUCUCCUGCUCAUGAAAUGGCCGGGCACAGUUUCACCUGGUGCUAUGGAACAUCUAGGCUAUUGUGACAACUCUAGACCUGCCUGCUUUCUUGAUGUAACCGUGUGCAAAGUCUGUAAGUUGCGAGAUGAAAUGUUCUACUGUGUCAAAGCACAAGAGAGCCAAUGAAUUGAUCCUGUUUCUUGACUAGCUCCUAUGGUAUAGGGAAGUAUGUAUAAACUAAAGAUUGUAAUGUUUUUGUAGCUUUACUUUCUCAAUGACUUCAGUAUAUUUAAAGGGACAGACUUGUUAGGACUGGUUUGCUCAUACAGUAAUGUCAGUGUAGCUUACUAGUGUAUGCAAAUACAUGGUACACCUGCUUGUGUUGCCUCACACUGUGUGUGAUUCUUCACCUAAAUGUAGUUUGCAUUAUGUUGGAGUCUUUGGUCGGAAACACUGUUUAGUCCAUAUGGGUUAUGACAAGCCAGUUUUAAUUUAGACUGCCAUGGCCUUACUGUCCUGUACAAACUAUCACACUGUUGCACAGACACUACAUGCUGCCUGCAUUCAGUCUGAACUUGCAUUUUAACUUUUUGUCCCCUUUCAGUUCUCUGAAGCAUGAUUUCAAUUAAUUCAUACUCUGGUGCUGUAGAGGAGAAGGUGUAUUAACUUGCUGUAGUCCAUAGUUCGCCAGGAACUGCUACAGUUACUUUUAUUUAGCAAACUUGCUUGUGCCUAAAAUAAGGAAACUAAACUAGAAUGUGUGAAUCUUUGUGGGGGACCAGGUCACUGUUUAGUUAACUGGCCUAUAGUUAAACUUGAUGUGUUUGGUGUUUAUAUACUUCACUGCUUUCAGCGUUUAUGGCAUCCAAACACUACCGAUUGUUAACCUGUGCAUUACUCUCUGCAUGUGAACAACUUAUACAAUUACUGAACUUUGUAAAUACGUGAAUUUUUUUUAUUUAGGUGGAUGCAUAUGUUGGUUUACUGCUCUUCAGCUUUAUUCAAUAAACUUAUGUUUUGAGGGUUGUAUUGACACUUAACUGACUGACAAGUUGAUGUGGCUUAACUCAUGGCAAUACAUUAUGGGGUGUCUGUCUUCUCUCCCACAAUAUUACUGGGGUGGAAGAAGGCUUGGUAAAUACCUGAGCUUAUGUAUGUUCUAUGGUUCAACUAUUCAAGUGGAAUGCUUCUAAAAAACUACGUUUCAGGCCUGGGGCUUUCUUAGCUUACAUGAACAAGCUUAGCAAGUCAGUCUCAGUAGACUUCAGUGCUGUUUUGUGUUCAUGAAAAGCACUGGUCAGCUGAAGGGUCUUAAGUCUUUCGUUCUACAGUUCUGUUUUCAGGAGAAAAAUGCAUGUGUCUACAAGCUUGUGUCUUGUCAAGCUUAGAGUGAAACCUUUGCUUUUCUAGCAUAAGUGUCAGAAUAGUAGUGCCUGAUCAUUCACUGCCAAUUAAAGUGUAAAGAUCCUUACCUCACUUGAAAGUGAGGCAUUCGUUGACCGAGGUCUUGAACAAUAGCUCUGUUGUGAUUUUUAAGCUGAAGUUACACUGAACUUCCCAAAUGCUUUGUUGCAUUAAUUUUUUUUGGGUCACUGAUAAACUUAUUGGACUAUGUGUCAACAUCUUUCAAAUAACGGUAGCAAAUUGGAUGUCUACUAUUCAUCAGAGCUUGCCUCCACAUAAGCUUUCAAACUUACUGAGCUGUAACAGGCUUAGUUUUUAGGCCUGAGUACUGGUCAGAUAGCAUCCUUCACAUGUAACUGGGCUGCUGGGAAGAGCUAAUUAACUGUUGAGUAAAAGAUCAUGUGCAUAUUUCUGCAGUUGAUGAGAGUUCCCUGUGUGCAAAACAUGCUACUUGGAGUUAAUAUUGAAAGCAAAAUGCUUCUAGACACAAAAUCUGAAAACAGUGUUACUGCUGUAAGAUUUAUCACCAUGUUUGGUCUGAUACCAGUACUAAUAACUUAAAUCACCUGUGGUGUGAACAUAGCCAACAGCUGUUUACUUGAUGUUGUAUUUAAGUAAUAGUUUCUACUUCUAAAUAUAAAUAGCAAAAAAAGCUACACUGGCCACCUGUGAUGUGUGGUCUCUAAAAAGUACAUUUGUAGUGCUUUACUAAAUGACUCCACCUAGGUUUUGACAGCUGUUCUGUUACUGGUUUCCAGAUGCCUUUAGUUACUCCCAUGGCAGAAACGUAGACCUCAAAGAGACUUUUAGAACGCCACGCAGAGGAUUAUACUUUUUCUGUUUCAGGGCUUGGUUCACUUGCUGACUACCCUUAUUUUGAAACAGAAGGGCAGCGUAUUAUGGCUUUCCGGAGAAGUGAGGCUGUUCUCUCCCCUUUCCAGCCUUGGACAGAAAAAUCUAUUUACUCAUGUGGCACAGUUCAGUCCAAGGUUAAACCUUUUUUGUUCUAAUAAAGGUGUAGAGCCUAAGAUAGGCAAAUAGCAGUGUUGUCUGCUGAACCUGGAUGCUACAGCUGUGUUCUGCUUCUAGAAAGCUGUUGGACCAGUCUAAUCUCUCGUGAUGGUUAUGUGUCUCAGGCUCUGUAGUGAGCCUGGACAGUAAAAAAAACACCGAUUGAAUUUCUCACUCUUCAAAAUAUAAAGUUGCUUUGGGGGUUGCAUUUUAGUAACAUAAAUCAUAGUACUUAAAUAUCAGUAGCUGUAGUCCUGAAACUCCGCUGAUGUAUCUGCAGUAAGCCUUGACCAUUAAUGUGUUAAGAAACUUGGGUCUUGUGGAAAAGCAGACACUGAGCCUGAGCGAAUGGUCAUGAAUACACGUGCGAGCUAGGCACCAGUCAUACCUUUAUGAUAACUUCAAAUAGCCAUCAACUCUAAACACUUGUUGGUUUUGUUCAGUAUGAAGUGAUCGAUUGUACCAAUCAUAGAGCAGAAUGUGGAAAGAAAUGUUUGUGCAGGCACCCUCAGCGCUGGGCUGUGUGCAAGUUUUCUUUGGAGUGUUAACGUCCAGCUGAUGCUAGUGUGGAUGGUGGUUUCUUUAAGUGCAAUUACAGUGCAGCAUAAUUCUCAUCAUCACCCUGAGUAGAGCUGAGUGUCUUAGCGGUUACACAGAGCAGUUCUGUCCUACCUACCACUUGGCAACAUGGAAAAUACACAAAUGUGGAACUGUUUCGUCAUCUGUGGAACUAAUAAUCUAGUUUCUUAUUACUUUGUGUUUUCUUAUAUUUUUAUGGAAACAGGUUGGAAAGGUGGUCUUUUUUGGAUGCUGACAUAUUAAACUGCAUAAUCUUCACUUUCUGGUAGAAGAAAGGAGGCCAAAGAAAAUGCCUUAAACAGUCUCUCUGGUUAAAUUAGUAUAGGAAUGUUGUGCAGGGAUCUAUAAUAACUUGAAGUAUGACUUAGCUGGAUUAUCAAGCUUUUAACUUUUCUAAGGUUUAAUUUUAUAGUUCCUGUGGCUGUGCAAUGGCAUGUUGUGAUUUUCUUUGUUUACUGAAUGUGAAGAAUCGCGCUUUCUCCCGGUAGUGUGCCCCAGCACUGCUCCCUGCUGGCUUGCUGUUGCACUCACCCUGACUCUGGAGAGCUGUGUGAAUUUGAAAUAGGGGGUGCAAAUCAGGUUAUUUAAGCUGUCUUGCUAAAAGUAGUGCAUUGCUGAUCACACAAACAGCAAAGCAAUGAAUUGUGUUAAAGGAGAAGUAAUGUGUGAAUGGCUGAGACUGGUAUGUGCUUCAGGACUUGUAUUCCCAAAAUAUGAGUGUAGAAUGACUUAUCUUGCUAAAUCAUAAACCUUCAAUGAGUAGAGUGUUGCUUUAGCACUACAGAUGCUGAGUGUUUAAGUAUGCCAUGGUGAAACAUUGGGGUUUUCUUUUACAUGUCACUUGAAUGGCACUCAAACGGGGUGUGCACAUACUCUUUCAAAGGAGAAGUAAAAUAUUUGAUGUUUUUAUUUCCGUCACAGUGGAAGGUGGGUAAGUAGACCUUUGUGCCAGAAUUAGUGCCUUUUAAUUAUGACAUUACAGAUUUUAUUCUGUUAAAGGCAACAUCUAUCAUUGUGAUCAUUUUGAAGUGCUUAAAUAAAAGUGUUGUUGAAAAACAUUAUGUUGCAUAUUCAUCUGUAGUAGUACAGCUGCUUUUGUUAUUGGUAGAAAUAUAUAAGAAGCCCUCAUUACUAAAUUGUGGGAAACAUUGUCACAGCUAAACUAAACAAAUCUACGCUAAAUUUUUUUUUUUU